Messenger RNA from Didymosphaeria variabile, 948 nucleotides. RefSeq lists its product as uncharacterized. The transcript is spliced from 2 exons. The coding region runs from base 1 to 948 and encodes 315 amino acids. NCBI's taxonomy places the organism in Eukaryota, Fungi, Ascomycota, Dothideomycetes, Pleosporales, Didymosphaeriaceae. The record is from RefSeq and is a predicted model, not a curated record.
AUGGGAACACUGAGCCUCGUUUUUACGUGUGCCAUCACAUUAUUCCUCUGCGUCUGGACCACGGUUCAAGUGAACAUCGAGCCACCGGAGAACGAGUUCAACCCGACCUUAGCGCGUUUUAUCCCAAUAAAGGCGUUGAAGCAUAACGAGACGCUGCUGAAGUUCUUGGCAAAGAGAUCGAUCCGCAAGUUGGGUUGGAGUUUCGUCACCCUGAUCAUGCCCGAGGGCGUCAUGGCCAUCGCGGCAUACGAGAGAAAGACCGCUAGUAUUCUCCGCAAAGAAGUUAACAAAGUCAUCCCCAAGGAGAGCGAUCAGUGGGAUAUGUUCCUAGCCUACUAUGCAAUCAUGGGAGGUUUCGUCAUUCCGAAACACGAUUAUGACUCUGUCAGCUCUCAGCUCAACAGUCAAAUCGAAGGCGAAAUGAAGCUGCACCCAAGGCAAGACCAGGAGCUUACGGUAGAUCCAAAAUUGACAACGCCUGAAUUACUCCCGGCACUGGCCUCCAAGCAGGGUUUCGACACCAUCGAUCCUGUCAACAGCGACAAAGAAAAGGCAAUUAGCAACGACGGUGGAGGGGACUAUGACUUACAGAACCGUCUGCUGACGCUGACUCCAUACGGCGUCCUUCAGUUGGUCAAAUGGCAAUCGGGGCAGUCCGGAAAGCAAACAGCCAGACUGAUUACUAUAACAUCCAGUCAGGUCCAGGACAAGAGCAACGCGAGCUCCUUGACCAAGUUGAUCGUGGCCUGGCAAGCGUUGUGGAUGAUUGUCCAGGUAAUUGGACGGAGAGCCGAGACUCCGGAUAUACCUAUCACACUGCUCGAGUUGCACACCUGCCUUCACGCAUUUUGCGCAUUCGCCAUGUAUCUUACAUGGUGGAACAAACCAGUGGAUAUCGAUCUACCGACAACAGUUCACCUCACCCCCCGAGCAGAUUGUCUUCCUUAG